Molecule: messenger RNA, 13490 nt
Organism: Arvicanthis niloticus (Nile rat)
Lineage: Eukaryota; Metazoa; Chordata; Mammalia; Rodentia; Muridae
Source: RefSeq, a predicted model, not a curated record
AUGGCAGCACGGGAGGAAGGGACUGUGCUGCGGCUCAGCCCCUCGGAGGAGGAGGAUGAGGAGGAUGAGGAGGCGGCAGCUGCGCGGAGAGCGCAACGCUUUGCCUUAGACCCGCGAGUGCGCUUCCUGGGAGACCGUCUGCGCCACGCGCUGGGCUUCCCGGAGGAGACAUGGGGCCAGUAUCUGGAGAGCGAAGACCACCGACAGGCCGUAGGAGACUUUCUGGAGCGCACUGGUCCUGCCAGUCUGGUGUUUGGUGUUGUGGCCGCCGGGCGGCUCUCGGCUUCCCCCGAGAUUCCAAGAGAUGUGAAACACAAGCUGGUUUAUUUUGCCAAAAAGGUGACUGGAAACACGGGAGAAAGUGAUUUCUCCCAAACCUUGUUAUUUGGAGAAAUAUCCAGGUCAUUGCUCGAACACGUAACUGCAUCCCUCGAGGAGAUAUUAGUCCCAAUUCUGUCUAAUAAGAACAAUCAUAAGUCCUGGUCAUGCUUUAUUUCACAAGAUGUGGAACAUCACACAGAAGUCAUAAAAAAUAAGAUGCACAUUUUUAGGGGCAAAAUGUCAAGAAGAACUCAUCUUCCAGUUCCUACUAUUGCAGAAAAUAUUGACCUGGAUCAGCAUUACUUGGUGGCCAGGCCACAAUCAGAUGAGAGGAGAAUACUCCAUGCCAUUGAAUCUGUAAUCAUUAAAUGGUCACAUCAGAUCCAAGAAAUCAUAGAAAAAGACUCAGCACAGCCGCUAUUGAGCGGCCUCCACCCGACCCCUGAGACAGAGCUUGACUUCUGGACUGCGAGGCAUAGUAACCUGAAGUGCAUAUACCGUCAACUUCAGGCUCCCAUUGUCCUCAAGAUGGUUAAGAUACUGAGAACAAGACAAAGCAGCUACUUUCCUGCUCUGAAGGGCAUCUUCACCACAGUAGAAAAUGCUCUUCUUGAAGCCCAGGAUGUGGAACUUCACCUAAGACCUCUGAGGAGGCACAUUCAAGGUCUCCAGGAAGCGGAAUUCCCACAGACUGGCAUACUGAUUGCCCCAUUGCUUCACACCAUCUGUCUUAUUUGGAGUCACUCCAAGUUUUAUAACACCCCCGCUCGGGUUAUAGUUUUACUGCAAGAGUUUUGCAACCUCUUCAUUGACCAGGCCAGAGCACACCUCUCACCUGAAGAUCUUCUGAAGGGAGAGAUUGAAGACGCACUGGAAAAGGUGCAGGCGGCCAUCGGUGUCUUAAAGACCUUCCACAAUUCUUUUUUCAAAUAUAGAAAAGGGUUGGCAAGCUAUUUCACAGGAAACACAGAGCAGAGACCCUGGGAUUUCCAGUCUCACCUGGUGUUUGGCAGAUUUAACAAAUUUCUUGACCGGCUGGUAAAAAUAGAGGAUGUGUUUGUCACCAUACUGGAAUUUGAGAAACUGGAAAGGCUGGAAUUUGGUGGCAGCAAGGGCGCAGUCCUAAAUGCACAAAUCCACUCAAUGAGUGAGGAAUUUAUCGAAUGCUGCAAAGUUUUCCAACAGAGCGUUUAUGAUCCAUCUAACUGUGAUGACAUGGAGUUCGAAAGUGAUUAUUUCAAAUUCAAGUCCAAAACCCUGGAUUUUGACAGAAGGCUUGGGACGCUACUUUGCGAAGGUCUCAGCAACUGCAGUGGUUUGGAGUCUGCAUUUAAGCUUUUGACCAUAUUUGGAAAUUUUCUAGAGAAACCAGUCGUCAUGGAAAUUUUCAGCCCACAUUACAGCAUAUUGUUGAACAUGUUUACUGCAGAGUUAGAUACGUGUAAGCAACUCUAUGAUGAACACAUGAAGCAGAUUGAACAUGGGCAUGAAAUCCUCAACAAGAAUAUGCCAUUCACAUCUGGAAAUAUUAAGUGGGCCAGAAUGCUCCUUGAACGCCUUCAAAUGUUCUGGUCAAAUUUUACAUCUCUCCAUUAUCUAUUUCCAGACAGUCCUGAUGAGGCUGCAGUCUGUCAGAAGUAUGCUGAAAUGACCACUUUGCUGGAUCAAUUUGAAAGCCACAUCUAUAGCGAAUGGAGAAGAAAUGUGGACGAAACCUGUGAAUUUAAUCUGAAUCAGCCUUUGGUUAAAUUCAGUCCCAUAAACGGCCUUCUUAGUGUGAACUUUGACCCAAAGCUUGUGGCGGUGCUGAGAGAAGUCAAAUACCUUUUGAUGCUGAAGAAGUCCAACAUACCAGGUUCAGCCUUAGGCAUUUUUCAGAAAAAGAACAUUAUUUUAAAGUACAUUGGGAAUCUUGAGCUCCUUGUACAAGGCUACAAUAAGCUGAAACAGACCCUUCUGGAAGUGGAAUACCCUCUCAUUGAGCAUGAGCUUGGAGCCAUUGACGAACAGCUCAAGGUGGCUGCAACCUGGCUGACAUGGCAAGAUGACUUCUGGGUCUACAUGGAGAGGGUGCAGGUGGCCACUGCUGAGCUUGAGCGCAGAGUGUCACAGACUCGGAGCAACGUGCAAACAAUCCAGCAAACCAUGCAGGCCUGGACUGAGUGGCCACUGAUGCCUCGGAGGGAGACCAGAAGAGAGGCUGCCUUGACCUUGGAUGACAAGGGGGAUCUGUUUGCUAAAAAAUACAAGCUGAUCCGAGAAGAUGGUUUCAAGAUACACAAUCUGGUAGAGGAGAACCGGAAGCUCUUCAGAGCUGAUCCUUCCCUGGAUUCCUGGAAAAUUUAUGUGGAAUUCAUUGAUGACAUUGUGGUGGAAGGCUUUUUUCAGGUCAUCUUGCACGACCUGGACUUCUUCCUGAGGAACACAGAGAAACAGUUAAAACCUGCACCAUUUUUUCAAGCACAAAUGCUCUUGAUGCCCCCAGAGAUUGUCUUCAAGCCCCCUUUAGAAAGAGAAACUGGGGAUGGCUUCUAUGAUCUGGUGGAGGAAAUGUUGUGUGGCAGCUUCAGACUGUCUGCCCAAAUGGGGCGUGUGGCGGCACACCUAGACAUCGCAGACUACCAGAAUGAUAUGGAAAACAUGUUAGGCCUGGCAGAGGUCCGCCAGGAGAUAAUGAAUAGGGUUGCUGAUGUCAUCAACAAAGUCUUGGAGUUCAGAAGUUCUCUGGAGACCUACUCUUACCUCUGGGUGGAUGACCGAGUAGAGAUUCUAAGGCAGUUCCUCCUGUACGGCCAUGCUGUGCCACCUGAGGAAAUGGAUGCUCCUACAAGUGAAGACGUCCUGCAACCACCAACACUAGAACAAUUCAAAGAACAGAUCGACAUUUAUGAGGCCUUGUAUGUUCAGAUGAGCAAGUUUGAUGACUUCCGAGUGUUUAACAGUUGGUUCAAGGUAGACAUGAGACCUUUCAAGUCGAGCUUGCUCAACGUGAUCAAGAAGUGGAGCUGGAUGUUUCAAGAGCAUCUGCUAAGAUUUGUCGUCGACAGUCUGAGUGAGCUGCAAGGAUUCAUCAAGCAGACAAAUUCGGGACUUCAGAGACAGCUGCGUGAGGGCGACCACGAUGGCUUAGUUGACAUCAUGGGUCACCUUCUGGCUGUAAGAAGCCGACAGAGAGAUACCGACGAGCUCUUUGAGCCUCUGAAAGAAACCAUCACACUUCUGGAAAGCUAUGGCCAGAAGAUGCCUGAGCAAGUCUACGCCCAGCUGGAGGAAUUACCUGAAAGAUGGGAAACCACCAAGAAGAUCGCAGCCAUGGUCAGACAUGAGGUCUCACCACUCCAAAAUGCAGAGGUCACUCUUAUAAGGAAAAAAUGUAUUUUGUUUGAUGAAAAGCAAGCAGAAUUCAGAGAGAGAUUCAGAAGCUAUGCCCCUCUUGGAUUUAAGGCAGAGAAUCCAUACUCAGUGCUUGAUAAGGCAAAUCAGGAGCUCAAGGCUCUGGAGGAAGAGAUGGGGCAGAUGCAAAACUGUGCUCGUCUCUUUGAGGUGGCUCUUCCAGAGUACAAACAGAUGAAGCAGUGCCGCCAAGAAAUCCGACUGCUCAAAGGACUCUGGGAUGUCAUCAUUUAUGUUAGGAGAAACAUUGAUAAUUGGACUGAAACCCAGUGGAGACAGAUUAACGUGGAACAGAUGGACUCGGAGCUCAGAAGGUUUGCCAAGGAAAUUUGGUCACUAGACAAGGCUGUCCGUGUCUGGGAUGCUUAUUCAGGUCUGGAGGGCACUGUGAAGGACAUGACAACCUCCCUGAGAGCCAUCGCAGAGUUGCAGAACCCUGCCCUCAGGGACAGGCAUUGGCAGCAGCUGAUGAAAACCAUUGGGGUCAGAUUCUCAAUAAAUGACAGCACAACACUGGCAGACUUGCUGGCAGUGCAGCUGCACCGGGUAGAAGAUGACGUGAGAGACAUUGUGGAUAAGGCUGUGAAGGAGCUGGGCACAGAGAAGGUUAUCACUGAAGUCAGCCACACCUGGGAAGCCCUGGAGUUUUCUUAUGAGCCUCACCAUAGAACAGGCACCCCACUGCUGAAGACUGAUGAACAGCUUUUUGAGACUCUAGAGCACAACCAGGUUCAGUUGCAGACUCUUCUUCAGAGCAAGUACGUGGAAUACUUCAUUGAACAAGUCCUAAGCUGGCAAAACAAGCUAAAUAUAGCCGACGCUGUCAUCUUUACUUGGAUGCAAGUCCAGCGAACCUGGUCUCACUUGGAAAGCAUCUUUGUUUGUUCAGAAGAUCUUCGAGUCCAGCUUGUGGAAGAUGCCGAGAGAUUUGAUGAAGUAGAUGCCGAGUUUAAGGAGUUAAUGUUCAAGACAGCCAAAAUAAAAAAUGUCUUGGAAGCAACAUGCAGACCCCACCUCUAUGAGAAACUUAAAGAUUUUCAGCACAGGCUCUCUCUUUGUGAAAAAGCCCUAGCUGAGUACCUGGAAACCAAGCGGGUCACGUUCCCUCGCUUCUACUUCAUCUCCUCCGCAGACUUGCUGGACAUUCUCUCCAAGGGAGCACAGCCGAAGCAGGUAACACGCCACCUUGUCAAACUCUUUGACAGCAUCUCGGAUCUGCAGUUUGAAGAUAACCCGGAAGUGUCUUUGUCCACACACAAAGCAGUUGGAAUGUUCAGCAAAGAAAAGGAGUAUGUCCCGUUCCAGGCUGGGUGUGAAUGCGUAGGCCAUGUGGAAAGCUGGCUUCUGCAACUCGAACAGACCAUGAAGGACACAGUGCGCCUGGCAAUCACAGAAGCCAUCACAGCCUAUGAGGAGAAACCUAGAGAGCUGUGGAUCUUUGAUUUCCCGGCUCAGGUGGCUCUAACUGGCUCACAAAUAUGGUGGACCACAGAUGUAGGAAUCGCCUUCAGUCGGCUAGAGGAGGGAUAUGAGACAGCCCUAAAGGAUUUCCACAAGAAACAGAUAUCACAGCUAAACACACUGAUCACACUUCUUCUGGGAGAACUCUCACCCGGAGACAGGCAGAAAGUCAUGACCAUCUGCACCAUUGAUGUCCACGCCAGAGAUGUGGUAGCAAAACUGAUUUCUCAGAAGGUUGUCAGCCCCCAUGCUUUUACCUGGCUGUCUCAACUCCGGCACGAGUGGGAGGAUUCUCAGAAGCACUGUGUCGUUAAUAUUUGUGACGCCCACUUCCAGUACUUCUACGAAUACUUGGGAAACAGUCCGAGGCUGGUGAUCACUCCUCUGACUGACAGGUGUUACAUCACGUUAACUCAAUCACUUCAUCUGACCAUGAGCGGGGCUCCGGCUGGCCCGGCCGGAACAGGGAAAACGGAAACCACCAAAGACCUUGGCCGUGCCCUGGGCAUGAUGGUUUAUGUAUUCAACUGCUCUGAGCAAAUGGAUUACAGGUCCAUAGGAAACAUCUAUAAAGGACUGGUGCAGACGGGAGCGUGGGGCUGCUUUGAUGAGUUCAACCGCAUUGCUGUGGAGGUUCUGUCCGUGGUAGCAGUGCAGGUGAAGAUGAUUCAUGACGCCAUCAGGCACGGGAGAAGGAGAUUUGUAUUUCUUGGAGAGACUAUCCCACUGAAGCCAUCGGUUGGAAUAUUUAUCACUCUGAACCCAGGAUAUGCUGGUCGAACGGAAUUACCAGAAAACCUCAAAGCUCUGUUCAGACCCUGCGCCAUGGUGGCCCCGGACACCAAGCUGAUCUGUGAAAUUAUGUUGGUGGCGGAAGGGUUUGUGGAUGCCCGCUCAUUGGCCCGGAAGUUCAUUUCCUUGUACAUGCUCUGUGAGGAGCUGCUGUCCAAGCAGGAUCAUUAUGACUGGGGACUUCGUGCUAUUAAGUCUGUCUUGGUUGUAGCUGGCUCCCUGAAACGAGGAGAUAAAAAUAGACCCGAAGAACAGGUGCUCAUGAGAGCACUGAGGGACUUCAAUAUGCCUAAAAUUGUAACUGAUGAUGUCCCAGUGUUCCUGGGCCUGGUUAGUGACCUGUUUCCGGCCCUGGAUGUACCUCGACAGAGGAAACCACACUUUGAACAGAUGGUCAAGCAGUCUGCCCUGGAACUCCGCCUGCAGCCUGAGGAGAGCUUCAUCCUCAAGGUUGUCCAGCUUGAGGAGCUGCUGGCCGUGCGACACUCUGUCUUCGUGGUUGGAAAUGCAGGCACAGGAAAGAGUAAGAUUUUGAGAACACUGAACAGAACAUAUGUGAACAUGAAACAGAAGCCUGUUUGGAAUGACUUAAACCCCAAGGCUGUGACAACAGAUGAACUCUUUGGUUUCAUACAUCAUGCUACCAGAGAAUGGAAAGAUGGUCUCUUCUCGUCCAUUCUGAGAGAGCAGGCAAAUCUCACACAUGACGGGCCAACCUGGAUAGUCCUGGAUGGAGAUAUUGACCCCCUAUGGAUUGAGUCCCUGAACACAGUCAUGGAUGAUAACAAGGUGCUGACCCUCUCCAGCAAUGAACGAGUGGCCCUCACACCCUCCAUGAGGCUUCUGUUGGAGACCCAUCACCUGCAGACAGCCACACCAGCCACGGUUUCCAGAGCUGGCAUUCUGUAUGUGAACCCGCAGGACCUGGGAUGGAAUCCGUAUGUGGCCAGUUGGAUAGACAGAAGGCGGCAUCAAUCAGAAAAGGCCAAUUUAACUAUUCUUUUUGAUAAAUACGUUCCCGCAUGCUUGGAGAAGCUAAGAACUAGCUUUAAAACCAUCACGUCUGUUCCAGAGAGCAGCCUGGUGCAGACUAUUUGUACUCUUUUGGAGUGUUUGUUGACUCCUGAGAACGUACCUUCUGACAGUCCUAAAGAGACCUAUGAAGUCUAUUUUGUCUUUGCUUGUGUCUGGACAUUUGGAGGCACCCUACUACGAGAUCAGCUUUCUGAUCAUCAAGCCGACUUCAGUAGAUGGUGGCAUAAGGAAAUGAAAGCCGUGAAGUUUCCAUCUCAGGGAACCAUCUUUGAUUAUUAUCUGGACCAUAAAACUAAAAAAUUUUUGCCUUGGACUGACAAGGUCCCCCAGUUCACCAUGGACACUGAUGCACCCCUGAAGACAGUCCUGGUACAGACACCAGAGACAACUCGUCUUAGGUAUUUUACUGAGUUGCUUCUUGACAAAGGCAAACCGCUAAUGCUGGUUGGAAAUGCGGGAGUGGGGAAAACCAUCUUUUUGAGCGACACCCUGGCACGUCUCUCUGAGGACUACAUAGUGUCCCGUGUGCCUUUCAACUACUACACGACAUCAGCUGCCCUGCAGAGGAUUCUUGAAAAACCUCUAGAGAAGAAAGCUGGUCGCAACUACGGUCCAAGAGGAAAUAAAAAACUGGUUUAUUUCAUUGAUGAUCUGAACAUGCCUGAAGUGGAUUUGUAUGGCACUGUCCAGCCUCAUGCAUUGCUUCGGCAGCACAUUGACUACGGGCACUGGUACGAUCGACAUAAAGUGAUGCUGAAGGAAAUCCGUAACUGCCAGUAUGUAGCCUGCAUGAAUCCCACGGUGGGCAGCCUCACAGUCAACCCGCGACUGCAGAGACAUUUCACCGUGUUUGCAUUCAACUUUCCAUCUUUGGAUGCGCUGACCACCAUCUACGGUCAGAUCUUCAGCUUUUAUCUCCAGCAGCAAGCAUUCUGCCCGUCUGUUCUCAGGGCUGGCCCCUCUUUGAUCCAGGCGACAAUUGCGUUCCAUCAGACAAUGGCAGAGAGCUUUGUGCCCACAGCUAUUAAAUUCCAUUACAAUUUUAACCUAAGAGACUUAUCAAACAUUUUCCAGGGGACUUUGUUUGCUACUCCUGAGUGUUUAAAAUGCCCGGAAGACUUAGCACGCCUGUGGCUUCAUGAAACAUCACGCGUUUAUGGAGACAGACUGAUAGACACAAACGAUCUUGACUUAUUUCAGAGGAAAAUGCUGGAAACUGCCCAUAAAUACUUUAAAGGUACAGAUGCUAACACCCUACUGCAACAGCCCCUUGUCUAUAGUCACUUUGCCAGUGGCAGGGAAGACCCUCGUUACAUGCCAGUGAAGGACUGGGAAGGGCUAAAGGCAAUUCUUACAGAGAUGGUAGACAACUACAAUGAACUCCACUCUGAGAUGCACCUGGUGCUGUUUGAAGAUGCCAUGCAACAUGUGUGUCGAAUCAGCCGCAUUCUUCGGACCCCUCAAGGCCACGCCCUCUUGGUUGGAGUCGGAGGCAGCGGCAAGCAGAGCCUGUCUCGGCUGGCAGCUUACAUCUGCAGCUUAGAGGUCUUUCAGAUCACUCUGACGGAGGGAUAUGGGACCCAAGAGCUUCGGGUAGAUCUGGCCAAUUUGUACGUCAGAACUGGAGCCAAGAACAUGCCCACUGUGUUCCUGCUGACAGAUGCCCACGUUCUAGAUGAGAGCUUCCUCGUGCUGAUUAAUGACUUGCUGGCAUCGGGAGACAUCCCAGAUCUGUUCAGCGAUGAAGAUAUGGACAAGAUCAUUUCUGGAAUUCGUAAUGAAGUUCGAGGCCUAGGCAUAGUGGACUCCAGGGAAAACUGUUGGGAAUUCUUUUUGGCCAGAGUCCGACAACAGCUCAAAAUGGUUUUUUGUUUCUCACCGGUUGGUCACACACUGCGAGUUAGAGCCCGGAAGUUCCCAGCCAUAGUUAACUACACAGCUAUUGACUGGUUUCAUACAUGGCCACAGGAGGCUCUGGUUUCAGUCAGCAGGAGGUUCAUUGAAGAAAUCGAGGGGAUUGAGCCACAGCACAAAGAUUCUAUCAGCCUUUUCAUGGCUCAUGUUCACACCAGUGUAAAGGAAGUGAGUGCCUGGUACUACCAAAAUGAGAGAAGAUACAACUAUACUACCCCGAGGAGUUUCUUAGAACAAAUAUCACUGUUUAAGAGCCUGCUGAAGAAGAAGCGAGAAGAGGUAAAGCAGAAGAAGGAGCACCUAGCGAAUGGGAUCCAGAAGCUGCAGACUACGGCCUCACAGGUGGGAAAUCUAAAGUCCAGGCUGGCCUCUCAAGAAGCUGAGCUGCAGCUCAGAAACCACGAUGCAGAGGCCCUGAUCACAAAGAUCGGGCUUCAGACAGAGAAAGUGAGCCGGGAAAAGGCCAUCGCGGAUGCGGAGGAGAGAAAGGUGGCCGCCAUUCAAACUGAAGCAUCCCAGAAGCAGAGAGAGUGUGAAGCCGAUUUACUCAAGGCUGAGCCUGCCCUGGUGGCCGCUAAGGCUGCACUCAAUACACUCAACAGGGUAAACCUCACAGAACUGAAAACCUUCCCCAAUCCCCCAAAUGCAGUUACCAAUGUGACUGCAGCUGUGAUGGUCCUUCUGGCCCCCCGAGGCAGAGUACCAAAAGACAGAAGUUGGAAAGCAGCUAAAAUCUUCAUGGGAAAGGUUGAUGAUUUCCUACAAGCGUUAAUUAACUACGAUAAAGAGCACAUUCCAGAGAACUGUCUAAAAGUAGUAAAUGAACAAUAUUUGAAAGAUCCAGAGUUUAAUCCAAACCUCAUUCGGACCAAAUCUUUUGCAGCGGCUGGUCUCUGUGCCUGGGUCAUCAACAUCAUUAAAUUUUAUGAGGUUUAUUGCGAUGUGGAGCCCAAACGCCAGGCAUUGGCCCAAACAAACUUAGACCUGGCUGCAGCUACUGAAAAGCUAGAGGCCGUCAGGAGGAAGCUUGUGGAACUGGAUCGUAAUCUGAGCAGACUUACAGCUUCAUUUGAAAAGGCAACAGCUGAGAAGGUCCGGUGUCAGGAAGAAGUGAACCAAACCAAUAAGACGAUCCACCUAGCCAACAGACUUGUCAGUGAACUUGAGUCAGAGAAGAUUCGAUGGGGUCAGUCCAUUAAGUCCUUUGAAACUCAAGAGAAGACACUAUGUGGAGAUGUGCUGCUCACAGCGGCGUUUGUGUCUUACACUGGGUCCUUCACGAGACAGUAUCGCCGGGAACUGGUGGACUGCAAGUGGAUUCCGUUUCUUCAGAAGGUUUCCAUCCCAAUAGCAGAAGGCCUGGACGUGAUUGCCAUGUUGACAGACGAUGCUACAAUUGCCACCUGGAAUAACGAAGGGCUACCCAGCGACAGGAUGUCAACUGAAAAUGCUACUAUUCUAACUCACUGUGAGCGCUGGCCCCUGAUGAUCGAUCCCCAGCAACAGGGAGUUAAGUGGAUCAAGAAUAAGUAUGGGCCUGACCUGAAAGUCACACACUUAGGCCAGAAAGGGUUUUUAAAUGCCAUUGAGACAGCCUUGGCUUUCGGUGAUGUCAUCCUAAUUGAGAACCUCAAGGAGACGGUGGAUCCAGUCCUGGGUUCUCUGCUUGGCAGGAAUACGACUAAGAAAGGAAAGUACAUCAGGAUUGGUGAUAAAGAAUGCGAAUUCAACAAAAACUUCCGCCUCAUCCUACACACAAAACUGGCAAACCCACACUACAAGCCAGAAUUACAAGCCCAGACGACCCUCCUCAACUUCACAGUCACAGAAGAUGGGCUUGAAGGCCAGCUGCUGGCAGAGGUGGUCAGUAUCGAAAGGCCAGAUUUGGAGAAGCUAAAGCUGGUUUUGACCAAGCAACAAAACGACUUUAAGAUAGAGCUGAGGCAGCUUGAGGACAACCUUCUCCUGCGCCUCUCCACUGCCAAGGGGAGCUUCCUGGAUGACACGGACCUGGUAGAGCGUCUUGAGGCCACCAAGGCCACCGCAGCAGAGAUAGAGCACCAGGUGACAGAAGCCAGAGAAAAUGAAAGAAAAAUCAAUGAGACCCGUGAGUGCUACCGACCAGUGGCGGCAAGAGCCUCCCUUCUGUUCUUUGUCAUCAGUGACCUCAGGAAAAUCAACCCCGUCUACCAGUUUUCUCUGAAGGCUUUCAACACACUGUUCCACAGAGCCAUUGAGCAAGCUGACAAGGUGGAGGACACUCAGGAGCGCAUCUGCUCCCUAAUAGAGAGCAUCACCCAUGCCACCUUCCUCUAUGCCAGCCAAGCACUGUUUGAGAAGGACAAGCUCACAUUUCUGUCCCAGAUGGCCUUUCAGAUCUUGUUGAGAAGGAGUGAGAUCCACCCCCUUGAGUUGGACUUCCUGCUUCGGUUCACAGUUGAACACACUUACUCCAGCCCUGUUGAUUUUCUGACUGCUCAGUCAUGGAGUGCUGUUAAGGCAGUCGCCCUCAUGGAGGAAUUCCGAGGCCUAGACAGAGAUGUGGAAGGAUCUGCCAAGCAGUGGAGGAAAUGGGUAGAGUCUGAGUGUCCAGAAAAAGAAAAGUUACCGCAAGAAUGGAAGAAGAAAAGUUUAAUUCAGAAACUGAUUAUUUUGAGAGCGGUGCGGCCUGACAGGAUAACGUAUGCCCUGAGAAAUUUCAUAGAAGAGAAGCUAGGUGCGAAGUAUGUGGAGAGGACUAGACUGGAUCUGGGUAAAGCCUUUGAAGAAAGCAGCCCGAGCACCCCGGUGUUCUUCAUCCUGUCCCCAGGUGUUGAUGCCCUUAAAGACUUAGAGGUGCUUGGCAAAAGACUGGGGUUUACGAUUGACUCUGGAAAAUUCCACAACGUGUCUCUAGGGCAAGGUCAGGAACUAGUGGCAGAAAAGGCGCUGGAGAAAGCUGCUACUGGGGGACACUGGGUCAUCCUUCAGAAUGUUCAUCUGGUAGCCAAGUGGCUGGGAACUCUGGAGAAACUCCUUGAAAAAUUCAGUCAAGGAAGCCACAGAGAUUACAGGGUGUUCCUGAGUGCUGAGACUGCAGCUUCCCAACAGGAGCCCGUCAUACCUCAAGGCCUCCUGGAAAAUUCCAUUAAGAUCACUAAUGAGCCCCCCACAGGAAUGCUGGCCAACCUACAUGCCGCUCUGGACAACUUUGACCAGGAUACGCUUGAGAUGUGCUCCAAGGAUCAGGAGUUUAAAAGCAUACUCUUCUCUCUGUGCUACUUCCAUGCCUGUGUGGCAGGGAGACUGAGGUUUGGUCCCCAGGGCUGGAGCCGACACUAUCCUUUCAGUUCAGGAGACCUGACCAUCUGCACCAACAUCCUCUACAACUACUUAGAGGCGAACCCUAAUGUCCCAUGGGAAGACCUCCGUUACCUCUUCGGGGAGAUCAUGUAUGGGGGUCACAUCACAGAUGCCUGGGAUCGCAAACUAUGCCGGGUAUAUCUAGAAGAAUUCAUGAAUCCGUCUCUGACUGAGGAUGAACUCAUGCUGGCACCCGGAUUUGCAGCCCCUCCCUACUCAGAUUAUUCUGGUUACCACCAGUACAUAGAGGACAUGUUGCCUCCAGAAAGCCCGGCACUGUAUGGUCUCCACCCCAAUGCUGAAAUAGAGUUGCUAACAGUGACAUCCAACACUCUCUUCAGAACUCUGCUAGAGAUGCAACCCAGGAAUGCAGUUAGCAAGGAGGAACUGGGGCAGUCUACAGAAGACAAGGUUAAGAAUAUCUUGGACGACAUUUUGGAGAGACUUCCAGAAGAGUUCAACAUGGCGGAGAUAAUGCAAAAGAACCCAAACAGAAGCCCGUAUGUUCUCGUCUGCUUUCAAGAGUGUGAGAGGAUGAACAUUCUCAUCCAGGAAAUCCGUGUGUCGCUUCAACACUUAGACCUUGGUUUGAAGGGAGAGCUAACAUUAUCUCCUGAUGUGGAAACCCAGAUGUCCGCCCUGAGUUAUGACCGGGUCCCAGACACGUGGAACAGACUGGCUUAUCCAUCUACUUAUGGCCUGGCCCAGUGGUUUAACGACCUCCUCUUACGCUGCCGGGAACUGGAUACUUGGACUCAAGACCUCAGUCUCCCAGCUGUUGUGUGGCUUUCUGGGUUCUUCAAUCCUCAGUCUUUCUUAACAGCAAUCAUGCAGACCAUGGCUCGAAGGAACGAGUGGCCACUGGACAGAAUGUGUUUGACUAUAGAUGUUACUAAAAAAACAAAAGAAGAUUAUGGCCACCCACCAAGAGAAGGUGCAUACCUUCAUGGGCUCCACCUGGAAGGUGCCAGGUGGGACAUCCAGUCAGGAGCCCUUGUUGAUGCCCGCCUUAAGGAGUUAACAUCCACGAUGCCCGUCAUCUUUGCCAAAGCUAUACCCGUGGACAGACAAGAGAUUAAGCACGCCUAUGAGUGCCCCGUUUACAAAACCAAAGCGAGAGGCCCCACCUACGUAUGGACAUUCAGGCUACGGAGUAAAGACAGGAUAGCUAAGUGGGUGCUGGCAGGCGUGGCUCUACUGCUAGAAGCAUAAGCAACCUUGGUACUACAACU